Messenger RNA from Vicia villosa (hairy vetch), 2134 nucleotides. Its product is annotated as 3-hydroxy-3-methylglutaryl-coenzyme A reductase 1-like. Gene Ontology annotation, molecular function: hydroxymethylglutaryl-CoA reductase (NADPH) activity. The transcript has a single exon. The record is from RefSeq and is a predicted model, not a curated record. Lineage: Eukaryota; Viridiplantae; Streptophyta; Magnoliopsida; Fabales; Fabaceae. Bases 188 to 1057 code for a protein of 289 amino acids. Gene Ontology annotation, cellular component: endoplasmic reticulum membrane; peroxisomal membrane. Gene Ontology annotation, biological process: coenzyme A metabolic process; sterol biosynthetic process; isoprenoid biosynthetic process.
AAACGGCACCCCGUACGGGUGUUUGAAAACUUUCUUUGUCUAUAAAAAAACUUUGUAAAUCUACACAUUUUCAUUCAGGUUUCAUCCAAUAAUCCUCUAAACUAAAGAAAAAUAUUUCCUCUCUUCUUUCUUUCUACCCAUUUUAAUUUUCAAAUUUUCAAAAAAUCCCUCACUUAACCGGAGAGAAAUGGACGCUCACCAGCGAAGCCUGAAUGCCGUCGAAUGUUCAGCUCUCUCCGGCAAACUUUCGAAAACGAAAAGCCAAAAACAUGAUUCACAAUCACAACCUUCACUCUACUUAACUAACGCUGUUUUCUUCGGCCUCUUCUUUUCUGUCGCCUACUUUCUUCUUCACAGAUGGCGUGAGAAGAUCCGAACCUCUACUCCUCUACAUGUACUCACAAUCUCUGAGAUUGUAGCUGUCGUUUCACUCAUCGCUUCAUUUUUCUAUCUUAUGGCUUUCUUCGGAAUUGGCUUCAUCCUUCAUCCAUUUGCUGCGUCUCGUGCCAUUCAGUAUGAUGAAGAAGAUGAAGCAGAGAUUGAUAAAACCACUGGUUCAUGCCUCGUCGGAUUUGCACCGAAAUUACCUCUGCUGCCACCGAAAACCGCCGUCAAAAAAGUUGCUCCAGCGUCGGUUACGUUGCAGCUUUCUUCUGAUGACGAGGAGGUUGUCCAGGCUGUAGUUUCAGGAUCAAUUCCGUCUUACUCACUUGAAUCCAAACUCGGAGAUUGCCGGCGUGCGGCGGCGAUUCGGAACCAAGCGGUGGAGAGAGUUACCGGAAAGUCACUUGAGGGUCUACCAAUUGAAAAUUUUGAUUACGAUUCUAUAUUAGGACAGUGUUGCGAGAUGCCAAUAGGUUUUGUUCAGAUUCCGGUAGGAGUUGCUGGUCCUUUGUUGCUCGACGGGAAAGAGUUCACGGUUCCGAUGGCAACAACCGAGGGUUGUUUGGUUGCAAGUACUAACAGAGGCUGUAAAGCUAUUUAUGUUUCCGGUGGUGCUUCUGCUGUUGUCCUCCGUGAUGGCAUGACUAGAGCACCAGUUGUUAGGUUCAUUUGAUGACUUGAGCAUGUCUUCCUUUUACUCUGUAUUAGUUGACAAUCCACUGCAGUUCCUCCUGCCAAUUACUAGGCUUCUGUUGAAUUUGCAACCAAGAUAUAACCUUCUGCCAGAUUCUUUGAAUAUCAAGACAUUAACAAGUAAAGAAAUAGCUUUGAAAAAAGAAAACAAGUAAAGAAAUAGAGGAAGUAAUUUGAAAUUUUAGAAUGUCAUUCAAUAAAUUUUAGUUAGAUUGUAAAUAACAACAGAGUAUAUUUUAUUAAAUUACACUUUAAGCACAAAAUAAUUAAUUAAAAAUAUAAAGUUAAAUUAAAUUAAAAUAAAAGGAUUUUAGAGAUAUUAUUUGAUAGGAGAGUUUCUCCUAUAUUAAGCAACUAAGUUGAUAGUUGCAAGGGCUUUCUGUAAAUGCAAGCUUCUCAAGCAUAGUGUGUUUUGAUGAAGACAAUAUGGACAUCAAGCUUUUAUAAAGGAAGUGCAAAAAGAAUUUCAAGUAUCAAGCAAAAAUACAUCAUUUCAAAGUCUUGAAGAAAUUGUGAAGAUUCAAGAAUCAAGCUAAAAUGUCAAAGGUAUAAACAAUACUCACUUUGACAUAUAAUUGUUCACAAAUAUAUUUUCAUGCAUAUCAUAAACAUACUACAAAGUGUCAUCCCUCAAAAGAUCUUUUAAAACCUCUUUCAAAGUUAAAAUUCAAAAUAAAGGUCUUAGGAACCGGGUUGUCCCUAUGGGGGAACCGGUUCCCAGCUUUCUAAGUUUUCAGUUCUCUGUUUUUUACUAUGGGGAACCGGGUUGUCCCUAGGUGGGAACCGGUUCCUCAGUUCAAAAUUUGAAAUUUCUGCUGUAACGUUCAGCAGGAACCGGGUUGUCCCAGGUAGGAACCGGUUCCUACUGAACCAAUGUGUUUUUUCAUUGCAUGAUCUUAUUCAAACGAAUCCAUUUUCUUACCACUUGAUCAUUGCAUUGUUUCAUGGAAAAAUAACCAUUCAAAGAGGUGUUUGACACAUUAUAAAUACUACAUAUUUCAAAAUCAUUAUUCACCUUCUUCAUUAACAAUUCAUACUCAUAAAUUUCAUUAUUUUC